This is a messenger RNA of Oryzias melastigma (Indian medaka), 1431 nucleotides long. Its product is annotated as regulator of microtubule dynamics protein 2. Gene Ontology annotation, molecular function: microtubule binding. Lineage: Eukaryota; Metazoa; Chordata; Actinopteri; Beloniformes; Adrianichthyidae. The record is from RefSeq and is a predicted model, not a curated record. Gene Ontology annotation, cellular component: mitotic spindle pole; cytoplasm; spindle microtubule.
GUAUAUGACAGCACUGACAGACUCAGAGGAAGAAGAGGCGAGUGAAGGACAACAAUGGGAUAAAAAACAACCACGAGAUGAAUUAAGCGUCCUCCUAGAAGAGAUUGAUCGUUUACACGAGGGAACGGAGUCCGAUAAAAGGGAAAGUCUCAGCAUCCUUUUGAAGCAAAGAGUGGAAUUUGGACAGGACUCCAGGUUUCUGUGGCGGCUAACUCGGGCUUACUGUGAUAUUCAUGACAUCAGCUCCACGCUGGAGGAGAAGAAGACUCACGCAGAAACAGGGAAACAGGUUGGGGAGGAAGCGGUAACCUUGAAUCCUUUGUGUGCUGAAAGUCACCAAUGGUUUGCCAUCAUGUGUGGAGUCAUGACAGAGUACGAUACAGUACAAAACAAAAUAAAGAAUGGCUACAUCUUUAAGGAUCAUCUGGAUAAAGCCAUCGAGCUGAAGCCUCAAGACCCUCUGUCUUACUAUCUACUGGGCCGCUGGUGCUACAGUGUUGCUCAGUUGUCAUGGAUUGAGAGGAAAGCUGCUGCAGCUCUGUUUGGAGAACCUCCAAGUGCAACCGUGGAAGACGCGCUGAAGAACUUUCUAAAGGUUGAAGAGAUCCGACCAGCUUAUUCCAAAUUUAAUUAUGUGUUUCUGGCAAAGUGUUAUAAAGACCUGGGGCAGAUCAAUAAAGCCAGGACUAUGUGUGAGGCCGCUUGCUUGAUGGACACCAUUUCUAAGGAGGAUGAAGAAGCACAAAAGGAGCUAAAUUCCCUUUGUUAUGCCCUUGGAGUCUAACACACAGGAAGUCACUCAUCUGGGAACUAUAAUUCUGUUUUUGUGGAUACAACUGUCACAAGACUAUAACGCUAAAUCACCACAUCUAAAAUCAUUUACUUUUUUUUUAAUCAUUUUAUUUGUUUUAUUUUGUGGAUAACUUUGGCCCUAGUUGACCUAGUCAUAGUUUGGUUCAAAAACAGCUGGGAAUCACCUAAAAACUAAGGUUUUGUUGGCUGCUGCGUUUAGGGCUUUUAAAAACCAAAGUUUCCACGCACAAAUUUACACCUAAAAAAGAGAAUCAAAUCUAAACAAAUACUACUCAAAUGAAUAAUUCUCUACUGUACAAAAAUCAUCCUCUUGAUUGUAACAAAAAAGACUGUUGAAAAACAAUUUGACCAUAGUUAACAAUGGGACCUGACUGCAAACUUAAUCUACAUUCUGUAAGUUUCUGACACCUUUCAAAUGCUGAAUUUGAUCAAGAAAUGUCAAUUUGUUUUCCAACACAUUUAUUGGAACAGUGGGUUCUAAUUUUGUACUGUCAGUGAUUUCUAAAAUUCAUAAUAGCAGAUCAAAGGUGAAUGAUAAAUAUUGUAAAUGCAUUGUAUUAAUUCCAAUUUUUUGAAAUGUUGAUAUUUGUCCUGAGUAAGAAAACAAUCUAGCAAAAA